This is a messenger RNA of Cotesia glomerata, 1910 nucleotides long. Its product is annotated as putative thiamine transporter SLC35F3. Gene Ontology annotation, cellular component: membrane. The record is from RefSeq and is a predicted model, not a curated record. NCBI's taxonomy places the organism in Eukaryota, Metazoa, Arthropoda, Insecta, Hymenoptera, Braconidae. Gene Ontology annotation, molecular function: transmembrane transporter activity. Gene Ontology annotation, biological process: transmembrane transport.
CACGUUGGAGCUUUUAAAGCUCGCGAGCAUGUGACAGUAUCGUCAGUUUAAAUCCACGUACAUUUAUUUUUAUUAUUCUGCUUGAUUUGCUUGACAUCUCCAAUCUGCUUGACCAAUCGCUCUGUAAAUUUAUAAAUAAUCAACUAAUUAGUAAUUAAUAAUUGAAUUAUAAACAUUUAAUUCUGGAAAUUAUGGGCUUCACUUUUAAUUGCAAUCUGAUAAGCUAGAGGGUAAUUCAACUCAAGUGGGUCAAAUAUCGAGUACAAAAAAUAAAUAAAGGUUUAUGCCCUUGGACCUUGAUAAGAAGACUUACUAAUUUAAUUUAUUAAUAAUUAUUAUUAUGUGGCAAAAACAAAGUAAAUGUUUAAGUAAUUAUAAGCCUACUGUCUUUGCAUUGUUUAUUUAUUUAUAAACUAAAUCGAUAGAAGGCUUUUAUUGUUUCUUUUUAACAUUUAUUUAAAUAAAGUUUUAAAUUGAGUUAUGGAUAGCAGUAACGCUGAAGUUUCUACUAUUUUUCAUCCAAGAAGAUCCAGAGCUCCGAGUAUUAUUUUAAAUGAUGAGCAAACUGGACAUCCGUAUGCUAGUCCUGGACAUGUUGUUGUUGAUACAGGAUGCGAGCAACAGGGAUGCAGUGUUACGGGGGGAUGCGACUCAGCAUCGUCGUGCAGGUCACUGGAGACGAGCAGCGGCCUGGGAAUAAGAGACCCCAGUGGAGGGAGCGCGGGUGGUGGUCAAGGGCACAAUCAACCAAGUCAUACUGGCUCAAAUGUUAAUUAUCAGACGAGACGGCACUCUAUUGUCAGAUGCUUCGACUCUUGUUGUGCUCAAUCUGCUAAGAAGAUUUAUUUUGGAGUCUGUGUGACAGUUUGUGUGACAGCCAGCUGGGUUGGAGCGACUCACUGUAUAAAAUACUUAUACUUUCAUAAACCUGACAUAAUAACGAACCACAUUGAAUCUGACAAUGUCACCAGUGAAUUAUACCAUCAACCUAUCGUUCUUCCCUACAACGCGCCUUUCUUCACCACCUGGUUCUGUACAAACUGGACCGUGCUUUACUUCCCAGUGUACUUCAUCUGCCAGAUAGCAAGGUCUAAAUGUACGAACCCGACGGAGAUAAUCGCAGAAAGUUUGCGCGGGUUUCGCGACAAGGGACUCACGGGCGGCCGAUUUCUGACCCGGUGCAGUUUCUUCUGCGGGCUCUGGGUCGCGACUAAUUACAUGUACAUCCACGCAUUACGCAUUCUUCUUGCCACUGAUGUAAUGGCCUUGUUUGCUACCAACGUCUCCUGUGUUUAUCUUCUUUCUUGGGUUAUUUUACACGAGCAAUUUGUCGGAGUCCGGAUCGUCGCUGUAAUAUUAUGCGAUACAGGUAUUGCGUUACUAGCAUACAUGGACGGUAUCACCGGAAGCCCAACCCUCGGGGGUGUUGUUUUAGCAGCUUCUGCCGCCGCUGGCUCUGCAGUUUACAAGGUUUUAUUUAAAAAAGUAAUCGGUGAAACGACAUUUGGACAAGUUUCAAUAUUUUUCACACUGAUUGGACUUUGCAAUGCGGCGUUACUAUGGCCGAUUUGUCUAGCUCUUUAUUUCUCGGGGGUUGAAAGUGUUCAUUGGGCACGCUUACCCUGGGCAGCUUUACUUUCUGCUAGUAUACUUCAUUUAGUUGCUAACAUGCUGGCUAAUUAUAGCAUCGCGUUAACAUAUGAUUUAUUCAUCACCCUGGGAUUAAUAACUGCAGUUCCAGUGUCUGCAGCAUUGGAUGUUGUGCUCUACGGAGCGCACUUUGUAGGUAUGAAACUUGCGGGAAUGAUAUUGAUAUCAGUUGGAUUUUUCCUGGUGAUGUUCCCGGACAAUUGGCCGGACUACAUAACGCGGCUGCUACGAAACGUAGUCACCAUGAGUCACAGUGCAAG